AUGAACCCUGAAGAGCGCCUUGGCUGUACACCCAACUCCAGCUUUGCUGAUAUCGUAGCCCAGCCAUUCUUCCGACCACUCGACUUCGCUGCCUUAGAGGCCAAACAGGUACCACCGCCUUAUCGUCCCGAAGCUCCUGCAGACCCACGCGACCUCGUUCACUUUGACCCAACCUUUACGAACGAGCCUGUCUGCUUUAGCCCAGAUAACCCCAGUUGGCCGCAUCGACCAGUCAGAAUUCGAGGGUUUCGAAUAUGUGAACCCGCUACUAAUGUCCCAGGAGGAGAGUGUAUGAUGCCGCCCAUCAUGCACAUGGACCUCGAGCAGCCUCUCUCGACCCGUACAGCCCAUGCGCGCCCCGCCACCCGGAUAUACGAGUCCUCACUUCUUAAAUUGACUCUUUCCAACUAUCAUGGCAAGCUAACCGGCAACAAAAAGGUGCCCAUGUUCAUUCGCACCGCCGACCAAAAGUAUCGGCCACGCUCAGAUGAACUUCAUCUUCAUUCCCACAAUGUUCGUCAUCUGCCUGACUGA
Messenger RNA from Protopolystoma xenopodis, 534 nucleotides. The record is from the annotation of a GenBank genome assembly. Lineage: Eukaryota; Metazoa; Platyhelminthes; Monogenea; Polystomatidea; Polystomatidae.